UAUCUCAGCAUGGAUGAUCAAGGGUGUCCAAGAUGUAAAACAACUAAAUACAGAAAUCCUUCAUUGAAAUUGCUUGUUAAUAUCUGUGGACACUCAUUAUGUGAGAGUUGUGUAGAUUUGCUCUUCAUUAAAGGUUCUGGGGCUUGUCCUGAAUGUGGUACAGCAUUAAGAAGAAGUAAUUUCAGACUACAACUCUUUGAAGAUCCUUAUAUAGAAAAGGAAGUAGACAUUCGAAAAAAGAUUUUGAGAGACUUCAACAAAAAGGAAGAUGAUUUUAAUAACCUGAAUGACUAUAAUGAUUACUUAGAGAUGAUUGAAACUAUUGUAUUUAAUUUAGCCAAUAAUAUAGAUGUUGAAGAGACAAGGAAAAUGAUAGAUCAAUAUAAGAAAGAAAAUAAAGAGCAAAUUAGUAAAGGAAGAGCAAAAAUGAGCAAAGAUGAAGAGUAUUUAGAGAUGUUGAUUGGCCAAGAAAAACAAGAUUCAGAAAUCAGAAGACAGAUAGAAGAAGAGGAUGAAAAAAGACAGAAAAACAAUAAGUUAAAAAAUAAAGAGGCUUUGAUUGAUGAAUUGAUGUUUUCUGACAUGUCAGCCAAAGACAUUAUUGCCAUUCACAAGCAUGAUCAAGAAAAAGAAGAUACAGAAAUGGAAUCUAGUCUACCUCAACAACCUGCCACCCAGUUCUCUACUGGAAUUAGACUGGGUGCUCAAAAUGCAUUUUUACCUGUGCCGGAUGAAAAAAUAGAAAUUUACAAAUACUCUCCUAUACAUGUAGACUUGUGUGGUCCAGAACUCCAAGAAGAAGAAAUAUUAAUAUCACUUGGAUAUCUACGCAAUGUGAGAGCAACAUCAGAUUCAGAGAAGGCUGGUGGUUUUGAUACUAAAUUUUCCUGCCAAAGAGCAUUACAGGAUGCAUUCUGUGGACUCUUCUAUUUCCCUGUAGCUCCUCAGAUGGACCAAAGUUGAUAGAGGAUCCAUCUAUCACAAACAAAUUGAAAUGCACUGUUGGACAGUUCACAACGUCCAAAUUGUCAAAGAAUGAUUACAUGUGAUUGAUAAGUAAAUUAUAGACCAUCUGAGUGUUAUAUACUGAUCAUCAGCAAAAUCUGGAAGUGGUAAAUCCUUAUACAGAAAAAGUUUUGGUUUUGUUCACUUGUUUGCCAAAUCCUAGAUUGGUAAAAUCUACCAGAGUUCAGUAAAGAUGAGGAGUGGAAAUGAAACUGAUGAAUUAGACAGUCUGGUAUUAAUACUCAUUGUCAUGAGAAUCUGUCUUAAAUUUUACAGAGAUAUAACACGAUUGAUUGAUAGUUUUAUUGAUUGAUUGUUGCUGAGCAUCUGGUCGCUUCAGCUCUUAACAGCUAUAUGAUGAUGAGCAGAGAUAUUACAUGAUUGUAGGCUUAAAAUGAUGUAUUUUUUUCUGAUUAGUAAGGCUGCCAAGUUGCAAAUAACAAAGUGAAAAAAAUGUAUACCAAAAUGUGUAUGUAUUGUAUUCAGUUUAAUUUUCUAUCUAAAAUAAAUCACAGGUUAUACAGAAAAUAGAAGGUAGCUAAAUCUUCAUACAAUUAAAAAGAAAUUGAAAACUUU
Molecule: messenger RNA, 1581 nt
Organism: Mytilus californianus (California mussel)
Lineage: Eukaryota; Metazoa; Mollusca; Bivalvia; Mytilida; Mytilidae
Product: CDK-activating kinase assembly factor MAT1-like
Exons: 8
Coding region: 10-963 (317 amino acids)
Biological process (GO): positive regulation of cyclin-dependent protein serine/threonine kinase activity; nucleotide-excision repair; regulation of transcription by RNA polymerase II
Cellular component (GO): transcription factor TFIIH holo complex
Molecular function (GO): cyclin-dependent protein serine/threonine kinase activator activity
Source: RefSeq, a predicted model, not a curated record